AUGGAAGCAAGUGCAGGAAUGGUGGCCGGUUCUCACCGGAGGAACGAGUUGGUUCGGAUUCGCCAUGAUUCCGACAGUGGGCCAAAACCGUUGAAGAACCAGAAUGGACAGAGAUGUCAGAUCUGUGGUGAUAAUGUUGGAGUUGGUGCUACCGGUGAUGUGUUUGUUGCUUGCAAUGAGUGUGCCUUCCCUGUCUGCCGGCCUUGUUAUGAGUAUGAACGGAAAGACGGGACUCAGUGUUGUCCCCAAUGCAAGACUAGAUACAAGAGACAUAAAGGGAGCCCUCGGGUGGAGGGAGAUGAUGACGAGGAAGAUGUUGAUGAUCUGGAAAAUGAGUUUGAUUAUCCUCAAGGGCACGGUAAGGCAAGGCCGCAGUGGCAGGGUGAAGAUGUGGAUCUUUCUUCAUCCUCAAGACAUGAAUCUCAACAACCAAUUCCCCUUCUAACCAAUGGCCGUACGGUUUCCGGAGAAAUUGCUACUCCAGACAAUCAAUCUGUGAGAACAACUUCAGGUCCUUUGGGCCCUUCUGAAAAGAAUGUUAGUUCGUCACCUUAUGUUGACCCAAGGCAACCAGUUCCGGUGAGAAUCGUGGACCCGACAAAGGACUUGAAUUCUUAUGGCCUCGGGAAUGUUGAUUGGAAGGAAAGGGUUGAAAGUUGGAAACUCAAACAGGAUAAAAAUGUGAUGCAUAUGAACAAUAGAUACCCUGAAGGGAAGGGAGAUCUAGAAGGAACUGGUUCAAAUGGGGAGGAACUGCAAAUGGCUGAUGAUGCUCGUCAACCUUUGAGUCGUGUGGUGCCUAUUUCUUCAUCUCACCUGACCCCUUAUCGUGUUGUCAUCAUUCUUCGUCUCAUCAUUUUGGGCUUUUUCUUGCAAUAUCGUGCAACACAUCCAGUGAAAGAUGCAUAUCCAUUGUGGCUAACAUCUGUUAUCUGUGAGAUUUGGUUUGCCUUAUCAUGGCUUCUGGAUCAGUUUCCAAAAUGGUAUCCCAUAAAUCGUGAGACCUACCUUGACAGGCUAGCUUUGAGAUAUGACCGAGAUGGGGAACCAUCACAGCUAGCCCCCGUAGAUGUUUUUGUCAGUACAGUGGAUCCACUCAAAGAGCCUCCGCUUGUCACAGCGAACACCGUCUUGUCAAUUCUUGCAGUGGAUUAUCCUGUGGACAAAGUAGCCUGCUAUGUAUCAGAUGAUGGUUCAGCUAUGUUGACUUUUGAAGCCCUCUCUGAAACCGCGGAGUUUGCAAGGAGAUGGGUGCCUUUCUGCAAGAAGCACAACAUAGAGCCUAGAGCUCCUGAGUUUUACUUUGCUCAAAAGAUUGAUUAUCUAAAGGACAAGAUACAGCCUUCCUUUGUCAAAGAGCGUCGUGCAAUGAAGAGAGAAUAUGAAGAAUUCAAGGUUCGGAUCAAUGCCCUUGUUGCCAAAGCUCAGAAAAUGCCCGAAGAAGGUUGGACCAUGCAGGAUGGUACGCCGUGGCCUGGAAACAACCCAAGAGAUCAUCCAGGAAUGAUACAGGUGUUUUUAGGUCACAGUGGAGGGCUUGAUACUGAUGGAAAUGAGCUACCUCGUCUUAUCUAUGUUUCCCGUGAGAAGCGACCUGGCUUCCAGCACCACAAGAAAGCUGGUGCGAUGAAUGCUUUGAUUCGAGUUUCAGCUGUUCUUACCAAUGGGGCAUAUUUGUUGAAUGUCGAUUGUGAUCACUACUUCAAUAAUAGCAAAGCUCUUAAAGAAGCAAUGUGUUUCAUGAUGGAUCCUGCAUACGGAAGAAAAACAUGCUAUGUACAGUUCCCUCAACGUUUUGAUGGUAUUGACUUGCACGAUCGAUAUGCCAACAGAAAUAUUGUGUUCUUUGAUAUUAACUUGAAAGGAUUAGAUGGCAUCCAAGGUCCAGUCUAUGUGGGAACUGGUUGUUGUUUCAACAGGCAAGCCCUAUAUGGUUAUGAUCCAGUUCUAACAGAAGCUGAUUUGGAACCAAAUAUUAUCGUUAAGAGUUGUUGUGGUUCAAGAAAGAAGGGAAAGAGUGGGAAUAAAAAGUACAUUGACAAGAAAAGGGCAGCUAAGAGAACUGAAUCUACCAUCCCCAUUUUCUGUAUGGAAGACAUUGAGGAGGGUGUUGAAGGAUAUGAUGAUGAAAGGUCUCUUCUUAUGUCUCAGAAGAGCUUAGAGAAGCGGUUUGGUCAGUCCCCGGUAUUUAUUGCUGCUACCUUCAUGGAGCAAGGAGGCAUUCCACCAUCAACCAAUCCUGCAACUCUUUUGAAAGAAGCAAUCCAUGUAAUUAGUUGUGGAUACGAGGAUAAGACUGAAUGGGGCAAGGAGAUUGGAUGGAUUUAUGGUUCUGUUACAGAAGAUAUUUUGACUGGUUUUAAGAUGCAUGCCCGUGGGUGGAUAUCAAUCUAUUGCAUGCCUCCUCGUCCAGCAUUUAAGGGAUCCGCUCCUAUCAAUCUUUCUGAUCGUUUGAACCAAGUUCUUCGAUGGGCCUUGGGUUCUAUUGAGAUUUUGCUGAGCAGGCAUUGCCCCAUCUGGUAUGGUUACAAAGGAAGAUUGAAGCUUCUGGAGAGACUGGCAUACAUUAACACUAUCGUUUACCCCCUUACCUCUAUUCCUUUGCUUGCUUAUUGUAUGCUUCCAGCCUUCUGCCUUCUGACCGGAAAAUUUAUCAUUCCCGAGAUAAGCAACUAUGCUAGCAUGUGGUUCAUUCUCCUUUUCGUCUCCAUAUUCGCCACUGGAAUACUUGAGCUUAGGUGGAGUGGUGUCAGUAUUGAAGACUGGUGGAGAAAUGAACAAUUUUGGGUCAUUGGUGGGACAUCAGCUCAUCUCUUUGCUGUUUUCCAGGGUCUUCUUAAAGUUCUUGCCGGAAUAGAUACCAACUUUACUGUCACUUCAAAGGCAUCCGACGAUGAUGGCGAGUUUGCAGAGCUUUAUGUUUUCAAAUGGACAUCACUUCUCAUUCCUCCAACCACAGUACUUAUUAUCAACCUGGUGGGCAUCGUGGCUGGUGUAUCGUAUGCCAUAAACAGUGGUUACCAAUCCUGGGGACCACUUUUCGGCAAGCUUUUCUUCGCCAUCUGGGUGAUUGCCCAUUUGUAUCCUUUCUUGAAAGGUCUGGUGGGUCGUCAGAAUCGCACCCCUACAAUCGUCAUCGUGUGGUCUAUACUUCUCGCUUCUAUCUUCUCGUUGCUGUGGGUGCGCAUCGACCCCUUCACAUCGGAUGCUACAAAAGCCGCUGCGAACGGUCAGUGUGGCAUCAACUGUUAGUUUCGUUUUCGGAUAAUUUUGUUCCUGUAAAUGCUCUCUCCCCUUCAAGCUGGCUAUUGUGCGUAUAUAACCAAGAAGAGAGAGAGAGAAAGGCUCCAAACCAUAAAUUCCCAGAUGGAGAGCCCUAAGAGCAAGAACCCAGAUAUUAUUGGUGAUGAAGUUUGAUGAUGAUGAUGUGUUAUUUUAAAUGUUCCUUGCAUUGUUUUCGAUUAUGUAGAGAUAUUUAUUCAU
Molecule: messenger RNA, 3483 nt
Organism: Hibiscus syriacus
Lineage: Eukaryota; Viridiplantae; Streptophyta; Magnoliopsida; Malvales; Malvaceae
Product: cellulose synthase A catalytic subunit 1 [UDP-forming]
Exons: 14
Coding region: 1-3252 (1083 amino acids)
Biological process (GO): plant-type primary cell wall biogenesis; cellulose biosynthetic process
Cellular component (GO): plasma membrane; trans-Golgi network
Molecular function (GO): cellulose synthase (UDP-forming) activity
Source: RefSeq, a predicted model, not a curated record